Molecule: messenger RNA, 1011 nt
Organism: Phragmites australis (common reed)
Lineage: Eukaryota; Viridiplantae; Streptophyta; Magnoliopsida; Poales; Poaceae
Product: protodermal factor 1-like
Exons: 3
Coding region: 29-637 (202 amino acids)
Source: RefSeq, a predicted model, not a curated record
CUUCUGAUCUGUAGACACUGAGAGCAAGAUGAGCAGCAAGGUUCUUCUUGUCAGUGCUGUCCUGGUGGGGCUGGUCACUCUGAGCUCGUGCAGGAGCCUAGGAGAGUUGUCUGAACAGAAGACCUACUCUUCUGGUCCCCAGUAUGGUGGUUCCCCAACUCCGACGUACGGCUCAGGAGGCGGGUACAAGCCAACACCGACGCCGACUUACGGUGCUACGCCGACACCAUCUUACGGCUCUUCACCAAGCACCCCAAGUACACCUUCCGUUGGGUUCCCUGACAUUCCAAAGCAGGGAUUCACUGGAUCCUGCGACUAUUGGAAGAGCCAUCCAGACAUGAUCAUUGCAGUCGUUGGGUCCCUUGGUAACAUUGGCAAGACAUUCGGUGAUGCAUGCGGUUUGAUCGUUGGCAAGAAGCUUGAGAAUCUGCAUGAUGCACUCUCAAACACUAGAACUGAUGGUGUCGGUGCCCUUCUACGUGAGGGAGCAGCUGCAUACCUCAAUUCCAUUGUGAACAAGAAGUUUCCUUUUACCACCACGCAGGUGAAGGAUUGCAUCAUUGUGGCCGUGACCUCUGACAGUGCUGCUUCUGCCCAGGCUGGGAUCUUCAAGAAGGCAAAUGAACACCACUACUAGUCCUGGAUGUCUCCAACCUAAAUUGGUUUUUCUCGAUCGAUGCUAUCGUUCAUUUCUUCCCCUUGAUAAAUUUCUUGUAUUUUGUUGGUUUGUCAUGCAAUAUCACCGCCUAAGAUAUGUUGAUCAAUUUCUUGUAUUUUACCAUUCUGUUGAUUUGUCAUGUAAUAUCACCAUCUAAGAUAUGUUGAUGAAUUUUUCGUAUUUUGCCGGUUUGUCAUGUAAUAUCACCGCCUAUGAUAUGUUGGAUGUUGUAAACCCUUUCCUCUUGCUGGGUUUGAAUCGCAACAUCUCGAUGUAGUGGAGUAUACUGUACUCAAGACAGCAUAACAGGGCAAGUAAGUUUGAACAAUAAAGCAGUGCUACUAUGUUUUCAA